Microthlaspi erraticum is the source of this 2103-nucleotide messenger RNA. The record is from the annotation of a GenBank genome assembly. NCBI's taxonomy places the organism in Eukaryota, Viridiplantae, Streptophyta, Magnoliopsida, Brassicales, Brassicaceae.
AUGGAAGGUAAAUCUCCAGACCUUGAAUCAAUCGGGUCUGGUACUACGACAAAGCGAUCAAGCGUUUCAUCAGGAAGCCGAUCUCGUAUCCGCCGAGAUUUCUUAAGUAGAUUCACCGAUAGUGAGCAUUUCACAGUAAAGCUCGAAGAUUGGUUCGCUUUAGUAUUGGAAACCUCAGGAACCAGCAAUGGACCGGUCUUUGAGGUUCCUUUCGAGUUAGUCGAGCUUCAAAAAUUCGACUACGCAUUAGAAGGCAUCUCUUUCCAGCAGCUAACUCGAAUGCCAAACGCUGUUUACGCCUCCACAUCCACCGCUGUAGAGGCAAAGGCGUAUCUAGCGAUAGAGGAUUUCUUACACGCGACGGUGAAGAGCUUAUGGGAAGCGUUUUGGAGUCCGGACGAGCCAGUUCCAUUCUCUGUUGGUUGCUUAUACAAUCAGAACAUGAAGUUUUAUCAGGCUGAGAAGGCUUUAGCUCUAGGGAAGCUCGAAGGUCUUUCAGCGACUGGCGUUCUGCUGAAGAACUCUCGUCAUCCGCAUGGGAAAUGGGAUCACAUUCUCGAGCUUGCUCUUCUAAGGUCUGACAUUGGAAGCUUUGCGGUGGAUAGUGACCAUCCUCCUUCUUUGCCUGUCUUAGGGGAGGCGUUAUUCUAUGCUCUCCGUAUACUUAUCUCAAGAAGUGUGAGCCGUUUGGAUUUCUCUCAGAGCUCGAACUGUGUCUUCGUUCUCCUCGUUGAUUCUCAGUAUGGAGGUGUUGUGAAAGUCGAAGGGGAUGUGAAUAAGUUGGAUUUCGACGUGAACAAUGUUUAUGAAUGCGCUGCGGAUUGGAUUAUGAAGCAUUCGAAGAUCGCUGUGUCGCCGGUUGAUAGGGUAUGGAACAAGCUUGGGAAUGCUAACUGGGGAGACAUUGGCGCUUUGCAGGUGGUGUUUGCUACUUACCAUAGUAUAAUGCAGUAUUUUGGACCGCCUAGGCACUCCAUUGAAGACUUAGCUGCUGACCAUAGCUCUCGCCUUCACUCGAGACGGCAAGAGAGGCAGUUAGGGGAUGCUAGUCUCAACGAAAACGGUAUGUUUAGGUUCGAGCAGAGAACCAUGUCUCCUGAGAUUGUUGAAGUUCAAGAAGAAGAAUCAACAAAGAUUGAGCCUGAACCGUCGAUGAAGCUUGAAGUUGGAUCGGUUCUGUGGUUGGAGGAUUCAAACUAUGAAAAAGGCUAUGAGAUUAAAGAAAUAUUGAGCAACGGUACACUUCCUUAUCAUAUUGCGUCUCCGGUGGAUGAUGCAGGGAAGUCUGUGUUUCUCUACGUUGGCUCUCCUCCUUCGCAGCUUGAGCCAGCUUGGGAAGACAUGAACUUGUGGUAUCAGGUACAGAGACAAACGAAGAUAUUGAGUAUUAUGAAACAGAGAGGGCUCUCUAGCAAAUACUUGCCACAGCUCCAUGGCUCUGGACGGAUCAUUCACCCGGGACAGUGUCAGAAGCCAAGCUCAGGUGGACGGUGUGAUCACCCUUGGUGUGGAACUCCGAUUCUCGUGACCACUCCGGUUGGUGAGACAGUAGCUGAUUUGGUAAACGAAGGCCGGUUUGGUCCGGAAGAAGCUAUUCGGUGUUGCCAUGAUUGCUUAUCUGCACUUUCUUCCUCCUCUUCAGCUGGGAUACGCCACGGUGAUAUCCGUCCGGAGAAUGUGGUUUAUGUCACUUCUGGUGGAAGACAUCCUUACUUUGUGCUUAUCGGUUGGGGUCACGCGGUGCUUGAGGACAGAGAUCGACCAGCGAUGAAUCUUCACUUCUCAUCGACUUACGCGCUCCAGGAAGGGAAGCUUUGUGCUGCCUCGGAUGCAGAGAGCUUGAUUUACAUGCUUUAUUUCUGUUCUGGAGACUUGCCUGAUUUGGAUUCAGUUGAAGGAGCUCUUCAAUGGAGAGAAACGUCUUGGUCAAAGAGAUUGAUUCAGCAGAAGCUCGGUGAUGUCUCGACCGUUUUGAAAGCGUUUUCUGAUUACGUUGACAGUCUUUGUGGGACGCCGUAUCCGUUAGAUUACGAGAUUUGGUUGAGAAGAUUGAAGAGGAAUCUUUCAGAAGAUCACGGGAAAGAAAUUGAAACUUCAGGCUAA